Messenger RNA from Exophiala xenobiotica, 2292 nucleotides. RefSeq lists its product as uncharacterized. Gene Ontology annotation, cellular component: nucleus. The record is from RefSeq and is a predicted model, not a curated record. Bases 1 to 2292 code for a protein of 763 amino acids. The transcript has 3 exons. Gene Ontology annotation, molecular function: transcription cis-regulatory region binding; zinc ion binding; DNA-binding transcription factor activity, RNA polymerase II-specific. Gene Ontology annotation, biological process: DNA-templated transcription; regulation of DNA-templated transcription. NCBI's taxonomy places the organism in Eukaryota, Fungi, Ascomycota, Eurotiomycetes, Chaetothyriales, Herpotrichiellaceae.
AUGGACUUGGCAGCAUUUUCGGCGCUGCCUGAGUUCGAGUAUGCCGGAUUUGCAACUGCCACCACCAGCGACGAACCGAUAUCGGCCUCGACCUGGAUGCCACACCCCGGACGCGAAGUACACAACAACUUGAUGCUGGCUUCACGUCCUGCUCUAAGCGAGGGCGAUGGCCCUGCUACUGGAUUGACCAGCCCUACCCAGAGCCAGAAAAGAAAUGCGUCCGUUGCAGGCUUUGACAGCUCACCUGCAAGUGCGAGCAUUGGCUCUCCAGACUUGAACGAUGAACAUGCUCGUGUCGACGGCAAGCGCAGGCCUGUGAAGAGAGCCUGCAAUGAGUGUCGUCAGCAAAAGCUACGAUGCAAUGUCGUCCAAGAGCCCUUCCAGACCUGCUCACGAUGCAAGCGACUCAACCUCGACUGUAAGAUUGAGGACAAUUUCAGGAGGGUGGGCAAGAGAUCGCGAAACGCAGAAAUGGAACGCGAGAUCAUUGAGCUGAGAAAACAGGUGGCGCAACAGACUGGGACAACGCCGGGCCGAGUCUCGCAGAACAACCUGAAUCGCCCACAAUCUGGGUUAUCUUCAUUCACUCAGGACGCUGCUGCGGCCGGACUCAUGGACCUAAGAGAGGGCAAGAGUCCUGGAAGGUCCGUUUUCAGGCGACUUGAAGAUGUGGCCUUGACUCAGGACCGAGUACAAGAACUCUUCCAGCGCUUCUUCACCUUCCAACAUCCAUUCUUGCCCUUCCUAAAUCCUGCCCGGACUCCAGAAGAAUACCACACAAGGUCGCCUUUGCUGUUUUGGACAAUACUGGCGGUUGGGGCCCGGCACUACACAACCGAGCCGGAACUCUUUAAUGCUCUUUCAGGACCAUUAACGCGACUGAUGUGGUCAACAAUAGCUGAAGUGCCUCAAAAUUACCACAUCAUCAAGGCACUUAUCCUCCUGUGUGCGUGGCCGUUGCCUACAAGCAGCACCUCGACCGACCCGACAUUCAUGAUCUGUGGAAUCAUGAUGCAGAUAGCCUUACAGAUUGGUCUACAUCGUCCAACCCACGCUCAAGACUUCAGCAAGUUCCGCGUCGAGCUCAGAGAGGUAGAGCUCCAGGACCGUGUCGUGGUGUGGAGCGUAUGCAAUAUUGUGGCGCAGCGAAUAUGCACUGCAUACGGACAGCCUCCUCUGACCAUCUAUGACUGGACACUGGGACCGAAACCCAUCGAGACCAAUCCGAACUACGAAUUGCCAGCACCCAUAUAUAACCGACUGCUCAUUGAAAAAUUCGUUGACAAAGUCUCCCGGACUCUGUACAUGAAUCCUCAUGACCCGGUCGGUCUGGCUGCUGAUGCAGAACGGCAUACGUACGUGUCAUUUCUGGCUCGUGAUCUCGAGGAGCUGGAAGACAAGCUCAGACACGACACUUCCCCGAUCACUCGAGUCUAUCUCAAAGCGGCAGCUCUGCACAUGAGGCUGAACGCAUUUUUCUCUCCACCAUCGCUGCCGUCGUAUCGCACCGACCUGUUCAAGCUCUCUCAGAGUACUACUGAAUACCUUGAAACUUGUCUGGGCCUGGAAAAUAGUGUCAGCGUGAAUCUACCGUCGAGUUAUUCGCAUGGCCUGUCGCUGUCACACGCGACCAACUACAUUUUCCAUAUGAUGCUAGCCGCUGGCUUUUCACUCUUGAAGCUCAUGCAUAAUUUCUUGGGUGAGCAUGAUAUGGAUGUUAAAGGAGCAUCUGAAUUGCUUUCAAGAACAGUAUGGGCCUUGCGAAGUAUGAGCGUGGUGGAGAAUGACCUCGCUGAGCGGCUGGCAGAGGUAUUGGCUCAAGUUUGGAAGAGUGGAAGAGUACGAGCGGACCCGAAUCCGAAUAUCAUUGGAGAAGGUGAUGUCGACGACAGCUUGCAACUGAAAGUCAAAUGUCGAAUGUCGAUGUCACUGGUGUUUGACUCUGUCUGGCGAUGGCGGAGGAACUUUCACUUCCGAGGCGGGAAGCCCUCUGAUGUCCGACAAGCUGAUGCCAAACUCCAGCAGACAGACAGUAUCAUCAUCCCAGCUGCCAACAUCGAAGGUACUGCUUCUGUGAACGACCCUAUGCUAUCCGCACCUGCCAUUGUUCCGGGAAUGGCUGGUAUGGCGACAGGUAUGGUUGAUGACUAUUCCAUGGAUUACAGUCAAGCAAGCUAUGAUGUAUUUGACCCUCUUAAUUGGAUGUUGGAUGGAAUCGUUGAUUUCCCAUACAAUUUCAACAGCGUCCAAGGUGCCGACAUUGCUGGUAUGGACACGCUUGGAGGGCUAUGA